CUUAUUAAACUCACAAAUCUCUCCAAUAGCAUCUCACUCCAACUCCAUUGCCACAUCUUCUCACUCUCCAAUAUCAAACUUCUCAAAUGUACACAAAUCUUCCAUUAAAACUCACAAAUCCAAAACUCCACACUAAGUUCAUUUCACCAUUUUUCGCCUUCAAAACCUCGAAAUGAACUGAAUACACACUUCAUUUUUUGUAUUUUUUGAUCUAGCUCGUUGAGUUAACUCCCAAACCUCCCAUCUCAAUUCGUCAAAUUUCUCCAUUUUGCCGUAUUUAAUGGCUGACAUAGUGAAGCAGAUCUUGGCUAAGCCAAUUCAAUUAGCAGACCAAGUAACAAAAGUAGCAGACGAAGCAAAUUCAUUCAAACAAGAUUGUGCAGAUAUCAAAUCCAAAACAGAGAAACUAGCCGCGCUGCUACGUCAAGCAGCGCGAGCUAGCAACGAUCUCUACCAACGCCCUACGAAACGAAUCAUCGAAGAUACUGAACAAGUACUCGAAAAAGCCCUAUCAAUCGUCUCGAAAUGUCGAGCCAACGGGCUCGUUAAACGUGUUUUCACUAUCAUCCCUGCUGCUGCAUUUAGGAAAAUGACUUCUCUACUGGAAAAUUCGAUCGGUGAUGUAUCGUGGCUCCUCCGUGUUUCUGCAUCGGCGAAUGAACGGGGUGAUGAGUAUUUGGGGCUGCCGCCGAUUGCUGCUAAUGAACCUAUAUUGUGUUUGAUUUGGGAACAGAUUGCAAUUUUGUAUACUGGCUCAUCGGAUGAGAGAUCGGAUGCUGCUGCUUCUUUGGUUUCGUUAGCUCAGGAUAAUGAUCGGUAUGGCAAGUUAAUCAUCGAAGAAGGUGGAGUUGGACCGUUGUUGAAAUUGUUGAAGGAAGGGAAAUUGGAAGGUCAGGAGAAUGCUGCUAAGGCAAUUGGACUUCUUGGACGCGACCCUGAAAGUGUCGAACACAUGAUACAUGCUGGCGUUUGCUCAGUGUUUGCGAAAAUCCUCAAAGAAGGUCUGAUGAAAGUUCAGUCAGUAGUGGCAUGGGCAGUUGCAGAGCUCGUUUCACAUUACCCGAAAUGCCAAGAUCUUUUUCAGCAGCAUAAUAUAGUCAGGUUACUGGUUAGCCAUCUCGCGUUUGAGACGGUUCAAGAGCAUAUCAAGUAUGCUAUUGUCAGCAAAGCCACUUCGAUUCACGCUGUUGUUUUGGCUAGUAAUAACAAUAGUAAUGUGAACAAGGCGAACGAGGAUGAUGGAAAGAUUCGUGUUCCACAUCCAUUAGGGAAUAAUAAGUCUAAUCAGAUGCAUAAUGUGAUUACCACCACUAUGUCGAUGAAGGGUCUAACGAAAACCCCUCAGGAAAAUCUUGUCAAUGGCGUGAACCAGACGUUGAAUCAGCUUAGCAAGAUUAACGGAAAUAGCAACGUGAUGAAGCAAAAUCAUGUCAAUCAUCUGCAGCAUCAGCAUCAGCAUCAGCAUCAGAACAGUGUUUGUUCAACUGGGGCGAGUAAUAAAGGGAGGGAAAAUGAGGAUCCUGCUACCAAGGCUUAUAUGAAGGCGAUGGCUGCACGAGCAUUAUGGAAACUUGCCAAGGGAAAUUCCUCAAUUUGUCGCAGCAUUACUGAAUCACGAGCACUGCUUUGCUUUGCGGUACUCCUGGACAAAGGAACAGACGAUGUUAAGUACAAUUCAUCUAUGUCCAUAAUGGAAAUCACAGCAGUGGCAGAACAAGAUGCUGAUUUGAGACGGUCAGCGUUCAAGCCUAACACAACAGCCUGCAAAGCUGUUGUUGAUCAAUUACUGAGAAUCAUCGAAAAAGGAGAUUCAGACUUGCUUAUUCCAUGUAUCAAUGCUAUUGGAAACUUAGCUAGGACUUUUCGAGCAACUGAAACAAGGAUCAUUAGUCCAUUAGUCAAGCUACUUGAUGAGCGCGAACCAUUAAUCUCCAAAGAAGCAGCAUUAGCCCUUGCAAAAUUCGCUUGUUCAGAUAACUACCUUCACAAGGAUCACUCCAAGGCCAUCAUAAACGCCGGAGGGACAAAACAUUUGAUUCAACUUGUUUACUUUGGUGAACAAAAAGUUCAGAGUCCUGCAUUGCUUCUACUUUGCUACAUUGCGUUGCACGUUCCUGAUAGUGAAGCACUUGCUCAAGCCGAGGUACUGACAGUGCUCGAGUGGGCCUCAAAGCACGCGUACUUGAGCCAACACGAAAAGGUAGAGAGAUUGUUGCAGGAAGCAAAUAGCAGGCUUGAACUAUAUCAAUCUAGAGGAUCAAGGGGAUUUCAUUGACUUGUAAUAAUAAUAAAAAUGUGUAGAAUUUGUAUGUUGUUAGCUUAAAUUUUAUGUUAUUUGUUUUAGAUUUUGUUUUUAUUUGUCAUUUUAACCCUGUUCUAGUUGUGUAGAAUAAACUUCUAAUUAGAUUCACCAUUUGAUUGUAACCUUUUCGUUACAGAAUUAUCUGUUUUAUUGUAAAAUAGACUCUUGUGGUACGGUC
This is a messenger RNA of Solanum tuberosum (potato), 2480 nucleotides long. RefSeq lists its product as uncharacterized. Bases 281 to 2275 code for a protein of 664 amino acids. Lineage: Eukaryota; Viridiplantae; Streptophyta; Magnoliopsida; Solanales; Solanaceae. The transcript is spliced from 2 exons. The record is from RefSeq and is a predicted model, not a curated record. Gene Ontology annotation, molecular function: protein binding. Gene Ontology annotation, biological process: cell surface receptor signaling pathway.